AUGUCUGUCUCCGACAUCUCCUCUCAAGCCUUGGUUGGAGCACCGCAGUCCUCUUCUUCCCCCUCUCCACGCGAAUCCUCCUUCCGGACAGAUCAACCCGCGCAGACUCCUACCAGACAGCCUCUUGCAACUGGGACAGAAACCCCCGACUUCGCGCCUUCUUCGUCUGUCAAGACCGAGGUGUCAAAUCCCGACUCUGAGCGUCACCCAAAGGGAAAGAGGAAGAGAACUGCUGCCAAAGACAAGUCGAUACUUGAGGCUGCCUAUGUUGCGAACCCGAAACCAGACAAGGCAGCACGCCUAGACAUAGUGAAGCGCGUCUCUCUCAACGAAAAGGAGGUCCAGAAUGACAGGCGCAAGUCGCGGCCCCUCUCCGCUCAGGAGAUCGCUGCCCUCCGGUACGGUGGUAUGCAGAUACUCUCUUCGGAUCCAGUUGCCUACACCUCUUCCCUGCCGGAAGAACAAGCAUCGCCAGUGGCAGAAACAGCUCCCAUCAACGCUGUCGUGCCUGCGGAGACUCCGGUCAAGGCUAUACAAGUGCGCGGAGACGAGGCGGAUGAACAGCCUCAACACGCAACACCGUCCAUUUUAAGUGGCGGUCCUGAGACGACGGUUUUGGAGACGCCAUUAUCCCAAGUCACGGCUUCCUCGUCUCAGCCUCACUCAACAGGGUCAUCCUCUUUUUCAAACUCUGUUGGGUUCUUCACAUCGUCUCAUUGGAACGCAGCAAGUGCCUUUUCAACCCCUUCAACGCUCAACCGCAGCAUUGACGAAACCCCCAAAUCCGAUCUAUAUACACCUGCGUCUUGCUCACCGCCUGCACAUGGAUCACCAACCCUGCCCUCUCCGCAAUCGUCGCAACAGUCGCAGGUGCGAUUGUCGCUUUCGCUCGAAGGCAAAGCUGAGCUUGUCUCUAAUGAGAACUCACCCCCUCGCUUUCAGCCUACGAAGCUAUUCUCGGAUUUGGCAGCCUUGCCUCAGCCCAGAAUAGCUCGACCACUCCAGCGCAGUCACAGUGCCCUCCCUAGCGUGACUCUACCACCCAUAACAGCCCUCACUGACUCGCUGCCACCGGCACUAGGACGAGGCAGAUCUCGUGACGCCCACGCUUGGGAGCUGUGCUGUGAUGCUGAUACUCGUGACGAGCUCACGACGCAAGCUGAAGAUGAGUCCAAUGGCUCUGCUGUCGCUGCCAUCAGUCUUCUCCGCUCAACCAGCGGCGUUCUUCAGAACAACAGCUCCAAACGGAACUGUCCUGCAAGUAGGCCGGCUUCUCGACCUCAACAGGCUAAGAAGCCUAAGCUCUGUCGCACAUCUUCCAGCAUGGCUAGAAUGCAAACAUCAUUCACUGAUAGCGAGGAGUCCGUAUCUCAACCAGGUGAAGAGAAAGGCCUGGGUGACAAGGUCAAGGUGGACAUGCUGAUAUCUCCAUCGGGUGAUUCUGAUAAGGAGAAUUGGACACCUGAGAACCAAGGCAACAUGCGUCGGUUGCCGCCAGUUAAUGACCGAAGACCUUUGCCGGCUACCGUUGACAGCCAGAACAAUGCGAGACGAACAGGUCGUACUUUACAGGACCAUCCCGGGCCUGCUAUAUUCAGCAGCAGCCGGGCCAGAACGAUGCCCGCUAUGGGAUGCCGAGGAUCCGGAAAAUAUGUCACCAUAUUCGAGGAUAAGCAGAGCUCAAGCUCGCCUACAACAAAGGGCGCAGACGAGGUGGAGAGUUUCAUGCGCGGCGGCGAUGUGAGCCCAAGCAAGAAGGGCGACAUGGAUUGCAUCGCAGUCGGCUCCGUGGUAGCAACGGACAGAUGCAAGUCCAACAACAUGGGCAGUGGCCCCAUCGUCAAGCGAGUUGCGACACAGGAAGACACACUCUCGCUCUCUAAUGUCGCACUGCGUAUCAGUUGA
Colletotrichum lupini is the source of this 1905-nucleotide messenger RNA. RefSeq names its product homeobox domain-containing protein. Gene Ontology annotation, cellular component: nucleus. The transcript has 6 exons. The record is from RefSeq and is a predicted model, not a curated record. Lineage: Eukaryota; Fungi; Ascomycota; Sordariomycetes; Glomerellales; Glomerellaceae. Gene Ontology annotation, molecular function: transcription cis-regulatory region binding. Bases 1 to 1905 code for a protein of 634 amino acids. Gene Ontology annotation, biological process: regulation of DNA-templated transcription.